GGUCCCUCUUUGUUGCCCAGUCUUGUUCCCUUGAAUUUAGGAGGGUCAUUCUUUCAUUCUUUUGGUUUCAGUUUCAGAUCUAAAAGCCAAAUCUCCAUCAUCCCAUGAUUUUAGUUUUUGUAGUCUCUGAUAUGUCAUAGGACAGUCCAACCAAACACAAACACUCCCACCUCAAACUCAAAGGUUGCAGCUUGCUACAACUUUGAAGUUUGAACAACAAAAAGACAAGUCCUCCUCCAAUUUGAAGUCAAAGAAAAGAGAUGGGGUUUCAAGAAAACGGAAAUGGGGAAAUGGGGUUGUCUGGAAUCCCCUUGGGAGCAAAGAACAAGUACAAGAGGAUGAACUCCGAGUUUGAGGAAAACGAUGAUGUUUUGAUCCAACAGCAACAAGAAGAUAAGAGGAACGGUAUUAGGAAAUAUGUUCUUGCCUGUGCCAUCUUUGCUUCUCUCAAUAAUGUCCUUCUCGGCUAUGAUGUAGGUGUCAUGAGUGGAGCCGUUAUAUUUAUCAAAGAAGAUCUGAAGAUAUCUGAGUUUCAGGUAGAAUUUUUGGUUGGUAUUCUGAGCAUUGUUUCUCUACUGGGUAGCCUGGGUGGUGGAAGAACAUCAGAUAUUAUUGGUAGAAAAUGGACAAUGGCCUUAGCUGCAGUUGUAUUCCAAAUGGGUGCGCUCACAAUGACUGUUGCUCCUUCAUAUGCAGUGUUAAUGAUUGGAAGGUUUCUAGCUGGGAUUGGAAUAGGUUUUGGAGUUAUGAUCUCCCCUAUAUAUAUUGCUGAGAUAUCACCAAAUGUCACAAGAGGCUCUCUUACUACCUUCCCUGAGAUUUUCAUAAAUGUAGGAAUUAUGCUUGGUUAUGUAUCAAACUAUGCAUUUUCUGGCCUUUCAUCUCACAUAAAUUGGAGAGUGAUGCUUGCUGUGGGAAUGUUGCCUUCAGUAUUCAUUGGCUUUGCUCUUUUCAUUAUUCCCGAGUCACCGAGGUGGUUGGUAAUGAAGAAUCGAGUUGAAGAAGCAAGAUCAGUGCUGUUGAAAACAAAUGAAGAUGAGAAAGAAGUAGAGGAGAGACUUGCAGAAAUACAACAGGCUGCAGGACAUGGAAAUUCUGAGGAGAAACCGGUGUGGCUUGAACUGUUAUUUCCAUCUCCGGCUCUUCGCCGGAUGCUGAUUACUGGACUUGGGAUUCAGUGUUUUCAACAGAUUUCAGGAAUUGAUGCAACUGUGUAUUACAGCCCUGAAAUUUUCCAAGCAGCUGGUAUUGUGGAUAACUCUAAACUUCUAGCUGCAACUGUUGCUGUUGGUGUAACAAAGACCAUUUUUAUUUUGGUAGCUAUCAUUCUUAUUGAUAGACUAGGUAGGAAGCCCCUUCUCUUGAUAAGCACAAUUGGGAUGACAAUUUGUUUGUUCAGCAUGGGGGCUACUCUUUAUUUUUUUGGAAAAGGGUCAUUUGUGAUUGCAUUAGCCCUUCUGUUUGUUUGUGGGAAUGUAGCAUUUUUUUCAGUUGGAUUAGGCCCCGUGUGCUGGGUUUUGACAUCUGAAAUCUUCCCUUUAAGGGUGCGUGCUCAAGCAUCUGCACUUGGUGCUGUGGGUAAUAGGGUCUGCAGUGGCCUUGUAGCCAUGUCUUUUCUGUCUGUAUCUAGAGCAAUAACUGUUGCUGGAACAUUCUUCCUGUUUUCUGCUAUUUCUGCUCUUGCCAUUGUCUUUGUCUUCACACUAGUCCCUGAAACCAAAGGGAAGUCAUUGGAGCAGAUUGAGAUGAUGUUUCAGAAUGAACAUGAGAGUCUAGGAAGUGAAAUGGAGCUAGGAGAUGUUGAACAACUUGUGCAGAACAAAACUGGUUUAACAAAUUAAUUGAUUAGCCAUACACCUUUAUAUGAAUCUGAUGGAUUUGUCAUUACAUGGCUACACAUAUUUCACAUGAUAUGUCCAAGGCUAUUCUGGAGAGCACUUUACUGGCAUGGAUAUUGAUCUUCUGCGACCAGAGAGUUUGGCAGCUUGUGUGUGAGUAAGGAACGAAAGAUAACAUGAAGACAAAUUGCAUUCAUAUUGUAUACGCAAACUUUUCCUAGUACAAUAAUUCUUGUUUCUUUUAGUUACAUUUAAAUUUAUUAUAGCAUUGUAUAUGGAAGGAGAUUUUUGAUGGAGAUGCUCUUGUCUCCAUAUGGUCC
This is a messenger RNA of Gastrolobium bilobum, 2158 nucleotides long. RefSeq names its product probable polyol transporter 4. NCBI's taxonomy places the organism in Eukaryota, Viridiplantae, Streptophyta, Magnoliopsida, Fabales, Fabaceae. The record is from RefSeq and is a predicted model, not a curated record. Bases 261 to 1841 code for a protein of 526 amino acids. The transcript is spliced from 2 exons. Gene Ontology annotation, biological process: transmembrane transport. Gene Ontology annotation, molecular function: myo-inositol:proton symporter activity. Gene Ontology annotation, cellular component: membrane.